Octopus bimaculoides (California two-spot octopus) is the source of this 303-nucleotide messenger RNA. RefSeq lists its product as uncharacterized. Lineage: Eukaryota; Metazoa; Mollusca; Cephalopoda; Octopoda; Octopodidae. The record is from RefSeq and is a predicted model, not a curated record.
AUGAUUGUCUCUGAUAAUGGAACACAGUUUGUAUCCUGUGAAUUUAAAAGAUUCUGUGAGAUGUUCACAUUAGAACAUAAAACUAUAGCACUGUACCACCCUAGAUUGAACGGAAGGGCUGAACAGUUCAUGGACACUUUUAAGAGAGCUUUAAAGAAAGCUAAUAAGGUCAUAAUCCAACAAUUCUUAAGGGUAUACAGGGUAACUCUGAACCCAAAUGCACCAGAAGGAAGUUCACCAGCAGAAUUAAUGUUGACCAGAAAGGUGAAGUCAGUAUUCAAUAAACUAUUACCAGUAAAGUAA